AUGACAAAUAAGAAGAAAAACACAGAAACGCAUAAACACGCGCUCACCGUACUGAGGCAAGUGCUUUUUAUCAUAGGUGCGGCUUCCUCGGUGAUUUCAAGUGCUACCACGGUUGCUGCGUCAACCGCUACCAAAAGCAGUAUUAAUCAAUAUUGGACCGUUAUCGUCGUGUUCGGUACUUUUGGCUUUAUGCUGUUUGCUGGUAUCUUAAUUUGGCUAGUUGGAAAGAUCUACGCUACCUUUUAUGGUUAUCCACGACCGGAACCAGUCAUUAUAGCCACGCGCACUGAACCGGCGGAGCAUGAAAGUAGCUGUGACUGUCGAAAGUGCACCGAACAAAGAGAAAGGGAAGAAGACAGGAGGCUGAUACGAAGUUAUGAAGCCCGAUGUGAAGAGUUGUGCCGUUUAUACAGGGAAAUCGGAGAUGAAGAGGGGUACAGGAGAACGCGGCAGAGUUUUUUGCAGCAUAGGGUGUCUUUUAACUUGCCCGAAAUUCCAACCAACCGUCCAUCAUGUGCACACGCUUUUGACGAUGUCCGCAUUGAUGUGACUGAAGCCGAGUCAAACAUUCAGCAAUCCAAGUUUGGUUUCCGUCGCUCAUUCUGCUCUUGGCUCCCUUCCCGAGAAGAGCGGAUGGGAAGAGACGAGCAACUUUUCCGGAAAGCCGGGAAAAAAGGAGCUUGUGAACCACUUUACGAAGACCAAACCGAUUCGCAGAACAUUUCUUUGCCAAGAAAGGAAUCACCACCUGUUAGCACGAAAAUGAUUUCAUCGUCGUUUUGGAUGAAUAUAUAUUACCUCAUACAGUUGCCCUUUUUUGGUGUUACUAACCUGGUAAACGAGCUUUGGAGUGAGCCAGACGUGGUACGAAGGUAUUACAUGAACCUGCUGCCCUUCAGCGGAGACAUUGGCUGGCAGGAAACGCAAAUGGCAUCAUGGGAGAUUUCGCUUCAAUUAUUCUCAGCGUUGCCUUUCUGUGACGUCAGCGAUGAGGUGCUACGAGAGUGCGCAGGCUCUUCAGCGCCAAAGAUGAGUAGUGAAGAGAGACGUCGUCGCAGAAAUGCGGCUAGGUCAGUGGAUGAUGUCGAGGCGAAUGCUUCGUCUCCCGAGGAACAGUUUUCGGCCUUAGAACAAGCAACAGAUUUCGUUCAGUAUGCGGAUGAAACUGAAAAUAGAAUUACGGCACCCGACGAGAUAACCCGCCUAGACUAA
Messenger RNA from Porites evermanni, 1212 nucleotides. The record is from the annotation of a GenBank genome assembly. Lineage: Eukaryota; Metazoa; Cnidaria; Anthozoa; Scleractinia; Poritidae.